CAAAACAAAAAUAAUAAUACUAACGAAGCAAAGUUUACACUUCAACACUCUCUUUUCUCAACUCCAAUGAAAUUCUACUCCCGGAAACUGUUCCUCUACGAUGACCCUCCCUUCUCCACCACCUCAUUGCCAUCUCCGCCACUUCACCACCACCGCCCCGUCAACACCAACUCCACCUCAUCACCGCUGUCCUCCUCUAAAAAGCUGUCCCAACAAAACCCUCCUUUUGACUCUUCCAUGGCUCUCACCAUAGUCGUUCUCCUCACAGCUCUCUUCUUCAUGGGCUUUUUCUCUAUCUAUAUUCGUCGUUUCUCUGAAGAACCAACAGCCCAUCUCUCUCGUAGAAGACGCUACCGUGGUGGCUUACUUGACACGUUAUCAUUGCCGUCCGAUCGUCAUCAUGUCUCAACUCCACGUAAAGGACUUGACCCAACAACCGUUGGAUCCUUGCCGGUGUAUUCUUACCAUGGGGACGCUAAGUACCAGAUAGACUGCGCCAUUUGUCUGAGCGAGUUCGAAGAGAAAGAAUGCGUUAAAACGAUACCGUGUUGCAAACAUGUUUUCCACGUGGAAUGUAUCGACACCUGGCUCACCUCCCACGUGUCGUGCCCCGUUUGUAGAGGGACCAGGUUGUUCGAGAUCAAGGGCGGUGGUGGAGAGGGUGUAAUGCAGGAGAGAAUCGAUCAGGGCAGGAGUCAGUCUUCUGCGGUUUCUAUCGAUGACACGUGUAUGGUCAUGGGAACAACGUCUAGGGUGAGGAGAGCGAGUAGCUGUCCAAGGUUAGAACAACGAGCAAUGCUGCAAAGAACAUUGAGUUUUUGAUACGUACAAGGUGACACGUGUAGUUGUUAACAGCUAGAUACUUGCGCUGGCUUCAAAGGUCAUCUAGGGGUUUCGAGGUUCGUUUUUGAUUAAUUUUGUUUGUAAGUUCCUUUCUUUAGCCAUACAAGGAAGUGGAGAAAGUGAUUGGGGAUUGUUUUAGAGAAUCAUCAAUUAUUAAAGAAAGAAAAUUGCUUGGCCUUA
Molecule: messenger RNA, 1023 nt
Organism: Theobroma umbraticum
Lineage: Eukaryota; Viridiplantae; Streptophyta; Magnoliopsida; Malvales; Malvaceae
Product: RING/U-box superfamily protein
Source: RefSeq, a predicted model, not a curated record